Molecule: messenger RNA, 2013 nt
Organism: Archocentrus centrarchus (flier cichlid)
Lineage: Eukaryota; Metazoa; Chordata; Actinopteri; Cichliformes; Cichlidae
Product: potassium voltage-gated channel subfamily G member 2-like
Exons: 3
Coding region: 221-1828 (535 amino acids)
Biological process (GO): action potential; potassium ion transmembrane transport; protein homooligomerization
Cellular component (GO): membrane; voltage-gated potassium channel complex
Molecular function (GO): delayed rectifier potassium channel activity
Source: RefSeq, a predicted model, not a curated record
AUCAUCGGGAGGGCUUUGUUUAUUCUGGGUCUGAGCUUCUCUCUCACUUUAACGUGAAAGUUCCCUGCUGAAAAUAAAUUCUCGAAAUAUUUAAGGAACAGCACCAAUAUUUGGAAUAUUUGGAGGCAUUUUGAAUGGAUUUGUAUCACACUGCACCAAUUUAAGGCUCUCUUUACCAUAACCACAGUCCUGCCCUUCAGCCAAAUACCCACAUACCACCAUGGCCAUCAUAGGUGCUGGCUUUGAUGACCAUUCCUUUAGCAGUGAUGAGAGUUACAACCACCUCUUCAUAGACACAGAGAACACUGUAGUUAAAGGCUUGUACUUCCAGCGUGGUCAGCUGCUCCGUGGACCACAUGCCUCUCAUUUCCUUGAUCCUUCCUUGCGGGCUCUCAUCAAUGUGGGGGGCAUCCGGUAUGCUUUUCCCUGGAGUACUUUGGAAGAUUUCCCCCAGAGUCGCCUGAGUCGCCUGCGCUCCUGCACCACCCUGAGGGAGAUAGCAGAGUUUUGUGAUGACUACGACUCCUUGCAUCAUGAAUUCUUCUUUGAUCGAGACCCUUUAGCAUUUCAAGUCAUCUUCAACUUCCUGGGGAACGCAAAACUCCGUGUGCUGCAGGACAUCUGCAAUGUAGCCCUGCACACUGAGCUGCUGUACUGGGGCAUCGAUGUGGGGCAGAUGGCACCCUGCUGCCUCCACCGCAUGAUGUGCAGUGUGGAUGAUCUGGCGCAGCAUCAGCGCAAGGAGGAAGAGUGGAGGGAGAGGAGAAGAGCGCUGAGGGCACAUGCAGAACAGGGGAGCCUGUUCCACAAGCUGGGAGAAGCAGUGGAGAACCCCCACUCAGGUUUUGCGGGCAAAGUGUUUGCCUUCCUGUCUGUCAUGAUGGUGGCGAUCACUGUAUUCAGCCUGUGCAUCAGCACCAUGCCAGACCAGCAGGAGCACGAAUCCCUGGGUGAAUGCUCUCAAAAGUGCCGCAGCAUGUUUGUGGUGGAGUCAGUGUGCGUGGCUUGGUUCACCUUGGAGUUUCUGGUGCGAUUUUUCCACGCACAGAGCAAACUGGAGUUUAUUCAAGGACCUCUCAACAUCACUGAUGUAGCUGCUAUUUUGCCUUACUAUGUUUCCUUGUUCCUGGAGUUUAAAGAUGAAACAGUGCAGGAUAUUGUUGCUGUUGCAGGGAAGAGCACUCUAGAUAAACUGGGUCUAAUUCUGCGCGUGAUGAGGGCCCUGCGCAUCCUGUAUAUAAUGAAGCUGGCCCGUCACAGUAUGGGUCUGCAGACUCUGGGGCUGACAAUUCAGCGGAGUGUGACCGACUUCGGCCUGCUGCUGCUCUUCAUCUGUGUUGCUGUGGCCCUCUUUUCUCCACUGGUCCACCUUGCUGAGAGUGAGCUGGCCCCAGAUGCUGCUAGAACCCCCCAGCUGAGGUUCAGCAGCAUCCCAGCAUCAUACUGGUGGUCCAUCAUCUCUGUGACCACCGUAGGUUAUGGAGACAUGGUGCCGCACAGCAUCCCCGGCCAAGUUGGGGCACUAAUCGUCAUUUUAGCAGGUAUCCUCAUCCUGUCUUUCCCUUCCACAUCUAUCUUUCACAUCUUUAACCGCACUUACAAUGAGCUCAAAGAGGAGCACAAGAGGCUGUGGAAGGAAGAGAGGGGUGCUGAGCUCGCCACUGAGGCCGAAGAAAGCAUGAAGGAAAGAGAAACAUGGCCUGAUGACUGGCCUGAAACAGGUUUUCUCCCUGGUCUAGAUGAUCCUUAUUACCUCUUCCUGAAAGACCUUCAGGUGCUGGAUAAGUGCACAAAUACUCAGCCACUUAUUUCUCCGGUUACUUUCUGAUUAUAUGAGUUAAGUGACCCCCCCCCCCCCUCACUGCACCUGUACACCUGAUCUUAGAGUUACCUCACCUGGCUGUGUCACAACGCCAUGUCUGCAUACUUUUGAAAAUGUAGUACAUAUAUAUAAUGAACAUUUACUGUGUAAUGUAAUAUACCGUACCUUGGUUUCAAACUGUUGUGGCUCUG